AUGGAGCGAUUCACCUGCUCCGUUUCCUGGCAGGGCCAAGGAAUGUUGGCAGUGGUUAUUGGCUCUUGCACGUCCGCCCAUGAUAUUGCCCACGACUUUGUUGAGAAGGGCUAUGAGGUCACAAACGCACAGAAGUCCAAUACGACGGUUGUGUCAACUGAUGCCCUCAUGGAUUCGAUGCAAGGACUUUUUGCAGAAGACGGUCCACCAACAGAGGAUGCCGAUCUUGUGAUGAAUGGGAUGCUGAUGUCUUUACUUAAAACCAUGCAGGUCCAAGCCAGCAAGAAGACGUGCAACUAUGAUAGGGAUCUGCUUGAAGGCCUUACUAAGGCGGGCUAUAAGCUUGACGAUGGACCGCGUGAGUCCGGUAUGAUGUUUAAAUUCUUUCAACGGGCCGGCGGCUAUUACAUUGAUUCCGGGACAUCACAGCUUAUUGUAGAUGGAAGGAUUAAGAUGGCAAAAUCGCACCAGAUUGCAGAAAUCCUCCCCCACGGUGUCAAGUUCGUCGAUGGAUCAGAAACCAAAGCAGACGAGAUCGUGUUUGCUACGGGAUAUCAGAGUAUGAGGACACAGACGCGUCAGAUUUUUGGUGAUGAGAUUGCCGACCGGGUGCCCGAUGUCUUCGGUUUCAACGAAGAGGGUGAGUUUCGCGGGCUUUGGCAGAGGACAGGGCAUCCGGGAUUCUGGUUCCAUGGGGGUAGCUUGGCUCUGUGCCGCUACUACUCACUGUUGUUGGCACUGCAAAUAAAAGGAUUGGAGGAGAAUCUCUAUAGCUACAACAAGAUUUGA
Molecule: messenger RNA, 789 nt
Organism: Clonostachys rhizophaga
Lineage: Eukaryota; Fungi; Ascomycota; Sordariomycetes; Hypocreales; Bionectriaceae
Source: the annotation of a GenBank genome assembly